CUUAUAAAAUAACGGGUGAAGCCAGUCACAAAGACAAGGCACCUCAGUUUGGGUGAUUCUGCGUGAGGAAACUGCCUUCGUCUUGAUUUUUUAAAAAAAGGCUCCCUCUGCAGCCACCAGCCCCAAGAUGGCCAAGAUGCUGUUGCUGCUUUCUGCACUUCUGGGUCUCUUCUCUGCGGCCAGGGGACAAACGUUCCAUCUUGGGAAAUGCCCGACUCCUCCGGUGCAGGAAUACUUUGACGUGACUAAGUAUCUUGGAAGAUGGUAUGAAAUUGAGAAGAUCCCAGUGAGCUUUGAGAAGGGAAAGUGCAUCCAAGCCAACUACUCACUAAUGGAAACCGGAAAAAUCAAAGUGCUAAACCAGGAGUUGAGAUAUGAUGGAACUGUGAAUCAAAUUGAAGGUGAAGCCAUGGUGUACAACCUCACAGAGCCGGCAAAACUAGGAGUUAAGUUUUUCCAGUUGAUGCCAUCAGCACCGUACUGGGUCCUGGCUACCGACUAUGAGAGCUAUGCCCUCGUGUACUCCUGUACCACCAUCAUCUGGCUUUUUCAUUUGGAUCAUGUUUGGAUCUUGGGAAGAAACCCGUAUCUCCCCCAAGAAACUGUGACCUAUCUAAAAAGUAUCCUGACCUCUAAUAACAUCAGUAUUGAGAAAAUGACUAAGACAGAUCAGGAGAACUGCCCCGAGUUCCUGGGAAGAGGCUCUUAAGCGAGGCUGCGUGUAUUCCAGGUUACUUCUUUUGCUUUGCUUUCCUGCUCCCCUUCCCACCCCUCCCCUCGUUAAUACAAAGCAACCAUCCAUGAUGAGCUACUGCAAAUACCAGAAGGGACAUUUGAUUGCGGAAACCAAUGGAGGGAAACUCAAGGAAAGUUGGUCCAAGCACUGCCAUGCCCUACCCUGUCACCUUGCCAGCCCAGUAAUAAACUUGUUGCUGACCUGCUGUGCUCA
Urocitellus parryii (Arctic ground squirrel) is the source of this 949-nucleotide messenger RNA. RefSeq names its product apolipoprotein D (gene Apod). Gene Ontology annotation, biological process: brain development; lipid transport; tissue regeneration. Lineage: Eukaryota; Metazoa; Chordata; Mammalia; Rodentia; Sciuridae. Gene Ontology annotation, molecular function: cholesterol binding. Gene Ontology annotation, cellular component: cytoplasm. The record is from RefSeq and is a predicted model, not a curated record.